AUGAAUCUCUGCGAAAUUAAAACUAAAACACAUUCAUCAAUUGUUUCAGCUUAUUGUCACAGCAGAAACUCACUGUCGUCACUGUGCUCGUACAUCACGGGAGAUGCCCUGCUUUAUUCGAUGUUCCGGGAGGAGGCAACACCUGUGCCGUGCCCUUUUCGAGGACCUAUGACUUUCUCCUAUAACCGCGGUCACGGAACCUGUUCGGUACCGGUCAGCAACGUCGACACCUGCACCGACGAUAGCAGACUAUUGUUCAGAUAUCAGGCGUGUCCCGAUAUAUCCGCUUCCGAGAGCGCAGGUAAGUGUUUUUUUUUUUUCCUAUAGUAAAUUUAUCAAAUUGUCCUUAG
Messenger RNA from Heterotrigona itama, 350 nucleotides. The record is from the annotation of a GenBank genome assembly. NCBI's taxonomy places the organism in Eukaryota, Metazoa, Arthropoda, Insecta, Hymenoptera, Apidae.